Messenger RNA from Frieseomelitta varia, 1292 nucleotides. It is a transcript of the gene Uvop, whose product is annotated as opsin, ultraviolet-sensitive. Bases 45 to 1160 code for a protein of 371 amino acids. Gene Ontology annotation, cellular component: membrane. Gene Ontology annotation, molecular function: G protein-coupled receptor activity. The record is from RefSeq and is a predicted model, not a curated record. The transcript has 5 exons. NCBI's taxonomy places the organism in Eukaryota, Metazoa, Arthropoda, Insecta, Hymenoptera, Apidae. Gene Ontology annotation, biological process: visual perception; G protein-coupled receptor signaling pathway.
AUCAGCCGUAUCAAGGAGAGGGGCUGGCAGACGGUGUGACCGACAUGUCCAACGACACUAUUCAUUGGGAGGCAAGAUACCUACCAGCAGGGCCACCACGUUUGCUGGGAUGGAAUGUUCCUGCCGAAGAAUUAGUCCAUAUACCGGAACAUUGGCUGGUCUAUCCCGAGCCGAACCCCUCCCUUCAUUAUUUAUUAGCCCUGUUGUACAUUCUUUUUACUUUCCUCGCUUUACUUGGGAAUGGUUUGGUGAUAUGGAUCUUUUGCGCUGCCAAAUCACUGAGGACCCCCUCGAACAUGUUCGUUGUGAAUCUGGCGGUUUGUGACUUCUUCAUGAUGAUCAAGACACCUAUCUUUAUAUAUAAUUCCUUUAACACCGGUUUUGCACUGGGGAAUUUAGGAUGUCAAAUAUUCGCGGUCAUCGGUUCCCUAACUGGAAUUGCGGCCGGAAUGACGAAUGCAGCUAUAGCAUACGACAGAUAUAGUACAAUUGCAAGGCCUCUGGAUGGCAAGUUGUCGCGCGGACAAGUUAUCCUGUUCAUCGUCUUAAUCUGGACGUACACCAUACCAUGGGCGUUGAUGCCUGUAAUGGGAGUGUGGGGACGUUUUGUACCGGAAGGCUUUCUCACCAGCUGCAGCUUUGAUUAUUUGACCGACUCGAACGAAAUACGAAUUUUCGUCGCCACCAUCUUCACCUUCUCCUAUUGCAUCCCAAUGACGUUUAUAAUCUAUUACUAUAGCCAGAUCGUUAGCCACGUCGUGAAUCACGAGAAGGCGCUCCGGGAACAGGCGAAGAAGAUGAACGUUGACAGUUUACGGAGUAACGCGAACACAAAUGCUCAAAGCGCUGAGAUUCGUAUAGCGAAGGCUGCCAUUACGAUUUGUUUCCUAUACAUCUUCUCGUGGACUCCUUAUGGUGUGAUGGCAAUGAUUGGUGCGUUUGGCAAUAGAGGGCUUCUGACACCUGGUGUUACGAUGAUACCUGCAUGUACGUGUAAAGCUGUUGCUUGCUUGGACCCCUAUGUAUAUGCUAUAAGUCAUCCAAAAUACAGGUUGGAACUGCAGAAACGACUACCGUGGCUGGAAUUACAAGAAAAGCCGAUAUCCGAUUCGCAAAGCACUACAACUGAAACAGUAAAUGCACCACCGGCCUCGAGCUAAAUUUCCAUCCGAACUGUUACUCUUUGGCAACAAAAGAUAGCAAUACACAUAUUUGGCUCUCGUUCGACACUUUGUUUGUUAAAGACUCGCGGACCUUGUAUAGCGAAAGUAAUAAAGCAAUUUCCUGGCAAA